Molecule: messenger RNA, 1344 nt
Organism: Nerophis ophidion (straightnose pipefish)
Lineage: Eukaryota; Metazoa; Chordata; Actinopteri; Syngnathiformes; Syngnathidae
Product: probable G protein-coupled receptor 85
Biological process (GO): G protein-coupled receptor signaling pathway
Cellular component (GO): plasma membrane
Molecular function (GO): G protein-coupled receptor activity
Source: RefSeq, a predicted model, not a curated record
CUGAAGCAAGCCCCCCCCCCCUUCCCAAGUACCCCCCUCCCCAUCCCCCACCCCCAACCCCCCCUGCUUAUCUUUAUGAUCCCUCCUCCAUCUAUGGCGAACUAUAGCCAUGCAGGGGGACCACACCAUCUUGCAGAAUGUCUCUCCUCUCGCCACCUUCCUCAAACUGACCUCGCUGGGCUUCAUCAUCGGCGUCGGCGUGGUCGGGAACCUCCUGAUCUCCAUCCUGCUGGUCAAAGACAAGAGCCUGCACCGGGCGCCCUACUACUUCCUGCUGGACCUGUGCGCCUCCGACAUCCUGCGCUCGAUCGCCAUCUGCUUCCCCUUCGUCUUCACCUCGGUGAAGAAUGGCUCGGCGUGGAGCUACGGCACGCUGACCUGCAAGGUGAUCGCCUUCCUGGGCGUGCUCUCCUGUUUCCACACGGCGUUCAUGCUCUUCUGCGUCAGCGUCACCCGCUACCUGGCCAUCGCCCACCACCGCUUCUACACCAAGAGGCUGACCUUCUGGACCUGCCUGGCCGUCAUCUGCAUGGUGUGGACGCUGUCGGUGGCCAUGGCCUUCCCGCCGGUGCUGGACGUGGGCACCUACUCCCAUCCAGAGGAGGACCAGUGCACCUUCCAGCACCGCUCCUUCCGCGCCAACGACUCGCUGGGCUUCAUGCUGCUGCUGGGCGCUCAUCCCUGCUGGCCAACGCAGCUGGUUUACCUCAAGCUCAUCUUCUUUGUGCACGACCGCCGAAAAAUGAAGCCCGUCCAGUUCGUGCCCGCCGUCAGCCAGAACUGGACCUUCCACGGGCCGGGGGCCAGCGGGCAGGCGGCCGCCAACUGGCUGGCCGGGUUCGGACGGGGCCCCACCCCGCCUACUUUGCUGGGCAUCCGGCAGAACAGCAACGCGGCGGGCCGCCGGCGUCUCCUGGUGUUGGACGAGUUCAAAACGGAGAAGAGGAUUAGUAGGAUGUUCUACAUCAUGACGUUUUUCUUCCUGGCGCUCUGGGGGCCGUACCUGGUGGCCUGCUACUGGCGGGUGUUCGCCAGGGGCCCCGUGGUGCCGGCGGGCUACCUGACCGCCGCCGUGUGGAUGAGCUUUGCCCAGGCCGGGGUCAACCCCUUCAUCUGCAUCUUCUCCAACCGGGAGCUGCGGCGCUGCUUCAGCACCACGCUCCUCUACUGCCGGAAAUCCAGGUUACCGCGGGAACCCUACUGCGUUAUAUGAAGGUUUUUUACCCCGACAAACCCCUCAAUCGGGGCUCUUGUACAGCCCCCUCUCUCUCUCUUUCUCUGCUAGCUUCCCCGCCCACCCCCCACCCCCUUUUUCCAGCGCCACCUAUUGGCCCAUCCCAAAUA